CCUUAACGUUUGCACACGUUUGAUUCGUUUGGAGACGGCGACAUCCAUCAUGGCGCCAGCAUCAUGACUUUCGACGUUACUCAUAUAUUCUUUUGAAAGACUUUGGAUCGCGCACCAUGCUGCCAGGCACUAGUUCCGGCAGACCUGUUUCGGCCUCCUCUAACCAUUUUUUGAGCUACAGUAAAUUAUAUCUCGCUUGACCUUAAGCGCUGUUGUAUAGAGCAGUGUAGAUCGAACCACCAAAAGAUGAUGUCGGACGGAGCAUUGUUGCGCUCCCCUGAGUCGCCCGCCAUCUCUUCACCAUUAUACGAAUCUGGGACCCCUGAUGAGGGCUAUUCUUUGCACGAUCUUGACGGCGUCGAAUCUGCAAGGGAUGGCCCCAGCCGUGAGACACUCCUCGGUCCAGCUGAACCGGAAGACUAUGAUCAGGAGGAAGCACGCAUUCUUAUCGCACCUCAGGAUUCAUUGGAGCGCCCGACCGAUGGCAACGGGGUCGUUUGGACUUUCGAUAACCGCCGACAUAAGUCCAAGUCCACUUUACAAGCUGUUUUGAAAUGGAUCAAAGGACCCCACCCUCCUCGAGUCUACCACAUUCAUUCUUCUGAGGGGCUUCAGAAUGUGUGCGAUCGGCUUCUCGACAGGAUUUUGCCUGGUAGAUGGCUCAAGUUGCUGGCCCUGCUUGCUCUCAACGUUGUGUGGAUUGGGGUGUUCCUUGUGGCCCUUCCAAAGUCGGUGAUUUCGAGCACUGAUUCCGUCGAUGGCCAGCCCAUCCGGCUAGAUUGUACAUCUCGAUUAUGGCCCAACAGCACCGCCUGUGGACUGAACGGUCAGGAAUGCCGUCCUUUCGAGGACAACCACCUUGCGUUCGUUUGCCCAGCCGGUUGUAAAGACGUCAUGUUACUCGAGCCUCAUUUCAUCGGAUCUCAGCAAGUCAAUUAUCGAAGCCUCGUUGUCGGAGGGCCGCAACGUCUUGAAGACCCUGCUUCCGCCAUCUACCGCGGAGAUUCGUUCAUCUGCGCCGCGGCCAUCCAUGCAGGAGUCACGACCAAUUCGCGAGGAGGCUGUGGAGUCCUGUUGCGCACCGGAGAGCGGUCCAACUUCCCAAGUGUUGAUGCCCACGGUAUCCUCAGCAUUGGAUUCCCAUCCAACUUCCCACUUUCCUUCACUUUCAACUCGUCCAGCUUGUCGACUGCCGCGUGCAGAGAUUCUCGCUGGAUGUUCUUGGGCACGUCGACCCUGAUCACUUCCAUCUUGUCCGUCUUCGUCACCUCUGCGGCCGCUUUUUUCUGGUCGGUCUUUGUCGGCGUCUUCUUCCACGUCGCCCUUAUCUCGGAUCCCCCAUACUACCAAGACUACGCCGAUGUGGUCUCGAUGGCAUUCCGACGAUUUCUGCCCGCGGCAUUCGUGGGUCACGUCAUCUAUCAAUUCUGUGUCCGCCGAACCCUGUCCGAUCUCAAGGCGCCGAUCGAGAGGACUGUGCUCUGGCUUGGAGGAUGUUGGGUGGGCGCGCUGAACAAUGUCACCUUCGACCGCAUCCCGAUCUCGCGCCUCACGCCGCACGACCUGCAGCAACAGCCCGGCGCCAUCCUCGCUCUGUCGUUGCUCGUCGGCAUCAUCCUCGUCAUCGCGGUCGGGCAGGCGUGGUGCUUCAGGACCGAAGGUCGGGUGCCGCGGUACUUGGUCUUUUACGGCGUCGUGGGCGCGCUGCUGGUCGCUCUGGUGCUGAUCCCCGGCAUGAACCUGCGGAUCCACCACUACAUCCUCGCCCUGAUCCUGCUCCCCGGGACGUCUCUCCAAACGCGUCCGAGCCUGCUGUACCAAGGCAUCUUGGUCGGGCUAUUCCUCAACGGCGUCGCGCGGUGGGGGUUCGACAGCAUCCUCCAAACGCCGGGCCAGCUCCUCCAAGACGGCGCCCUCGGCAGCCUUGUGCCGGCUCUGUCUCGAGCACCGGUCAUCGUCGGGGCCAACAACAUCACCUUCACCUUCGACGGAGACCUCGCCGUGUCGCCGCCCUUCGACGGGAUCGGCGUGCUCGUCAACGACGUCCUGCGCUUCCAAGCCUUCAAGCCCGAGGAGAUGACGUUCCCGUGGACGAGGCGGGCAGUCGACGAGCCCGAGUUUUUCCGUUUCGCGUACGUGAAGAGGCUGGAGUUCGGGGGCGGGGAGUGGUACGGCGAUUUCACCCCCCCGGCGCUGUGGGAUGGCAACGGCACGUGGGUUGCUGGCGUUGAUUGAGAGGGCUGUGUAGAUGGAUAGGUAGGUGGACGGAUAGACAGAUAGAGCAGCUGGUAAUAGAAGACCGCCUCAC
Cladophialophora immunda is the source of this 2308-nucleotide messenger RNA. RefSeq lists its product as uncharacterized. Lineage: Eukaryota; Fungi; Ascomycota; Eurotiomycetes; Chaetothyriales; Herpotrichiellaceae. The transcript is spliced from 3 exons. The record is from RefSeq and is a predicted model, not a curated record. Bases 247 to 2235 code for a protein of 662 amino acids.